AUGAGUUCGAAAUCGCCGUGGCAGCCACGGGUGAACGUCUCCGACGAGCAGGAUGCACUUGCAAAACGAUGUCAAUCCUAUUCGCCAAUCGUCAGUCCUUGGGCGAUUCAAUCUCGCCUUCCUUCGCGCUCCAUCUCAACCGAUUUCCCUCAAUCAAGCGACAAGGUCUUUUCCUUCAAAUCUCCUGCCUCUUUCUGCUCCUCAAGCUCCGCCGGAUCCACUACAGCUGAUGAAACAGAUGACCUCGAUUCGCCGUUCGACGAUUCCGGUUCUACAUUCAUGAAGGAGUUCCAAGAAGCAGCCGCGCAACUAGCUGAGCUCGCCAAAUCCGCGAAAAUUGACGAAGAACUGAAUGAUAAAGAAGAUGACUGUUUGGAAAAGCUCGAUUGUCAUUCUCUCGGCUGGGUUCCGGUGACAAAGGCGAAGCUUCGAGAAGAUGCAAAGAAAGUCCUUGAAGCUUCCCUUGAUAAAGUAACUGGACAAACAGAUGGAUCAGUAGAUGGCAAACCUGUAAGACUUGGCCUUUACGAAGAGAACCUGCGCAUUUCUAUGGAAGGCUUGACUUGUUUGACCAUUCCGAGGAGAAAUUUAAAAGUGUGGAGCGUUUUGGCGGACCACUUGUGCAUUGUCUACAAAAACUCGAUUUCAAAAGAUUACGAAUGCCAAAUUUUCAGCGACGAAGACUCUACCAGACUUCUCGAUUUCUGCGAUCAACUGAAUGCGGCAAUCAACAACUUAUCAUUGUCGAAAGCAGUGUCGAUGACGUCUUUGGUAGAUGAGAAGUCGGCAGAGAAUAACUUUGUCAUAGAGUGUGCUUUUUGUGGGUAUUCUGCGAUAGAUAACUCGCUUAAAAGCGAUGUCAGAGAAGUCCACAAGAUAAUCUACUCGCUGCAAAACUCAGCGGAUCAGGUCCGAGCGACGUGCACAAUCACGCCCAGCUCGCUUGAAAUCUCGCGACACAAUGGCCUCGAAGUAAUUCAAUGCCGACUGCGAUACGUCUCCUUCUUCGCUCUCGGCGUGGAUCCGCGCUUUAUCGGAAUCGUUUCGAUUUUGGGCCCGGUUGCUUCCUGUUACGUACUCAAAAUUCAACCAAACGCUUGUCGAGUGUCAAGUAUCCUCCAAGAAAAUAUAAUUCUUCGGUACCAAAAAGCGAUAGAGGCAAAGAAAAUCAUCGAUAAGAACAGCGCACGGAAAGAUAGCGCGAUGCUUUCCAAAAUUGUGGACUUAACUCCGUCGCGUAAAAGUGUAAAUGAUAUGCCAGUUUUAUCGUGUCCCGAAAAGCCCAUUUCAAGAUGGCGCAGCCUGUUGUCGCUGAUUAAAAAGAGUUGA
Messenger RNA from Oikopleura dioica, 1329 nucleotides. The record is from the annotation of a GenBank genome assembly. Lineage: Eukaryota; Metazoa; Chordata; Appendicularia; Copelata; Oikopleuridae.